AUGAUUAAUAAAAUUAUACUGAUAGUAAUAUUAAAUUUAAUUGCCCUUACAUAUGGAAGUCAAAGCGUAAACUUAAGUAUUAGAAGCUCUCAAACAAAUGCAGUAAAUCCGUCGUUUAAAAGUUUUAUUGAUGAAGAUAUUUAUGGUUUUAUUUUAAAAAAAAAUUAUAAUGAUGAAAACAAAUGCAAAAUAAAACUUGAGGAAUAUUGUAAAGAAUUAAAGGAUAUAGAUCCAGGAUUAAAUAAAGUUGAUAGUAAGGCUAAAGAAAUUUGUAAUGAUAAUGAUAAAGGACAAAAAUGCAAAGACCUAAAAACAAAUAUUACAGAAAAAGUAAACCAAGUUUAUGAUGAAGUUUAUAAAAUUAUACAAAAAUUUUCAACUUAUGAAGAUUGCGAUAAAUAUUUGCCAAGAUGUUUCUUUUUGGAAGAUUCAACUUCUAAUAUUUUAGAAGGGUGUUAUUUCAUAAGAUAUGAUUGUUAUAUAAGGAAGCGUUUAAAACUGACAAAUGAAAUUAUUCUUCAAGCUGUCGGUGAUAGUAUUGCUAAUUAUAAUGAUUUUAAAGAAAAAAUGAAAGAAAUCUGUCCAAUAUUGAUUCAACAAGGUAAUGAUUUAGUCAUCGAAUGUCUUGAAAUUGAAAAAUCUUUUGAAAAAUUAAAUGAAUAUAUUAAUUAUUUUUGCAAUUCUUUAAAUAUUAACCUUAAUGAUAAUGAAUUGCAAGAAAAAUGUUACGAAAAACUCAAAAACUGUUAUUUUCUUAAAAAUAAAUGCGAAAAAAACUGUAAUGACUUGAUGGUGUUAUGUGAGAAAAAGAAUAUUACAUAUAAGCCUCCAGAAAAAGAUUUUAAUCCAAUUGAGCCAGAAGCAACAUUGUUAGAGAAAAUUGAUCUGGAAGGUUUUUAUAAAAAAAUGAGAGAUGAAGGAAUACAUAUUGGAAAUUUGCAAACAACACUGGACGACAUGUUAAUCUUUUUGUCUACAACAGCCUCCGAUUUGGAAGAAAAUGAAUGCAAGAAUGAAUUAAAGGAAAACUGUGAUUUUUUUAAAUAUCUGAGUCCUGAAUUUAAGGAAUUAUGUCAAGAUAACAAAAGGCAAAAAUGCAAAGAUAUAUUAGAAAUAAAAAAUAGAUGUAGAAAGCUUAAAAUAAUGCUUUAUGUAAAUGGAUUUUCUACAAAAUUUGAUAAUAAACUAGGGAAAGAUAUCCUUUGGAAUAAGCUUUCAACAUCAUUUAGUGAGAGAGAAUGUUUAAAAUUUAGAGCAGAAUGUUUUUUUAUUCAAGGAGCAUGCAAAAAUAAUCUCGUUAAAGGAUGCAGAAAUCUAGAAUUAGCAUGUUAUAAAAAGCAACAAGAACAACUAUUUAUUAAAUUAAUUGAAAGUAAAUUGGUCGAAGAACAAUACAAAUUAAAAUCAAAAGAUGACAAGCUUAAAAUAUGUCAAAAAAUAGUAAUGGAGAACUGUGCAGCACUUGUAAAUAAUAAUAUUGAGAACUUUUUAAAAUGCCUUCGACCAAAAGAGAUAUGUCUUGAACUUGAAGAAAUUAUUUUUGCUCGAUCGAAAGACUUAGAACAAGCUUUGGAUCAAGCACGAGAUUUUCCUAAAGAAGAGGACUGUAUUAAAUUGAAAAAGGAUUGUGAAGGUAUUGCGAAGGAUUUAGGUUCAAAUAAUGUAAAGUGUGUUACAUUAAAAGAGCGUUGUAAAUAUUUGGAAGUUACAAAAGAACUAAAAUAUGUUUUUUUAAAAGAUAAAAGUAAUUCAUUAGCGAAUAUUCAAAAUUGUAUGAAAACUUUGAAAGAAAAAUGUGAUAGAUUGUUUAAAAGAGAGACUAAUACAUUUGCUGUUUCAUGUGCUUUGCCAGAAGAAACAUGUAAAUUUAUGGUUUCAGAAGUUAAAAAUCAUUGCAAUGCUUUUAAAAACAAUAUAAAAAAACAUGAUAUUGUGAGUAAAAGUAGAAAUGGAAAUCAAACAUUGGCUGAAGAAAUCUGCAUGUUAUGGUAUCCAUAUUGUGAUGAACUUAUGGAAAAUUGUCCAGAUAAGUUGAAAAAAGGAGACAAUGGGAAUGAAAAAGGAGUCUGUUUACAACUGAUAGAGAAUUGUAGGCCAUUCUUGGAAAAGUUGAAAUUGGAGGAUGAGUUAACUCAUAUAUUGAAAGGUAGUUUAGGCGAUGAAACUGAAUGUAAAGAAACAUUAGGAAAACAUUGUACUGAGUGGAAAAAAGAAGGGAAUCAAACAUUGAAUAGUCUAUGUGAAGAUGCUAAGAAAGAAGAACUUUGCAAAAAGUUUGUUGGAAAAAUAAAAGAAAAAUGUCCAACCUUAGAAAAUGAACUGAAUAAAGAGAAAGAUGAAUUAAAGAAGAAGAAGGAUGAAUACGAAAAGGUGAAACAGGAGGCAGAAGAAUUUGGAAAGGAAGCUAAGUUACUAUUAUCAAGACCUGGACAAGAUGGACAAGGUGCAGGAUCAAAGGUGCAAGAUGGCAGUGCUCCUAAACCAGUGGGACCACCGGUACAGCCACCAGUACCAGUACCACCAGCACAACCACCAACACCAGGAGCACCAGGAACACCAGGAACACCAGGAGGAGCACCAGCACCAGUACCAGUACCAGUACCACCACAGGGCCAUCAGGAUCACCAUCACGAGGAACACCAACACCAGGAGGAUCAACAUCAAGUGGAACGACAAACACAACUAAUGUUAGACUUGUUCGGAGGACAUUUAGCAUUGGAAUUGUAUUUAGAAUUGAAAGAGAAAUGUAAAGGUUUGCAAGGAGACUGCGGGUUUAAAAAGGAUUGUCCGGGGUGUGAUGCGGCCUGUACAGAAAUAGACAAGUUAUGUGAAGGAAUAAAACCAUUAAAAGUUACACCGCAUCAUACAAUGACAUUAAUGACGACAGAGAUAACGACUACAACAAUGAUUACAACGACUACAACAAUGAUUACAACAACUACUACAACGACUACAACAACGAUUACAACAGCGACAAAGUCAAUACAUGGAGGGAAAAUAACAGAACAAUGUACAUUUGCUCAAACAACAGAUAUAUGGGUGACGAGCACAUCGUUGCAUACGAGUACGAUAACAAGUACAUCUACAAUAACAUCUGCGGUGACAUUGACAUCGAUGCAAAAAUGCAAGCCUACAAGAUGCACAAGUAAUUUAACUAAAGAAACAGAAACAGAAAAAGAGGAAGAAGUGAGAUCAAAUGAAGGAAUGAAAAUAAGAAUACCAAAAAUGAUAAAAAUAAUGUUGGGAGUGAUUGUUAUGGAAAUGUUGUAA
Molecule: messenger RNA, 3270 nt
Organism: Pneumocystis murina B123
Lineage: Eukaryota; Fungi; Ascomycota; Pneumocystomycetes; Pneumocystales; Pneumocystaceae
Exons: 4
Coding region: 1-3270 (1089 amino acids)
Source: RefSeq, a predicted model, not a curated record